This is a messenger RNA of Zophobas morio, 2386 nucleotides long. RefSeq names its product hemocyte protein-glutamine gamma-glutamyltransferase-like. The coding region runs from base 112 to 2253 and encodes 713 amino acids. Gene Ontology annotation, biological process: peptide cross-linking. Gene Ontology annotation, molecular function: protein-glutamine gamma-glutamyltransferase activity. The record is from RefSeq and is a predicted model, not a curated record. The transcript is spliced from 10 exons. Lineage: Eukaryota; Metazoa; Arthropoda; Insecta; Coleoptera; Tenebrionidae.
AUUAAUUUAUCUGAAACUGCUCCUGUUAUAAUAUUUUUACGGGAGACACAUUCAUAAAAGCUCAUUCCAGUUUUGGUUGUUUAGUGAAACGGUUUAUUAAUAGUCGUUACGAUGGGCGAGAAUCUGCAAGUCGAGUUGGUGUACUUCUACCCCAAAGAAAACUCCAAACCCCAUAAAACUGACAAAUUUGAAUUAAUUUACGACGAGGAAAAUCCGGUUCCUAUUUUGCGUCGAGGAUUAAAAUUCACCGUCGCUAUUCGCUUCAAAAAUGAUCGAUUUGUCAAUCUCGAAAAAGAUCAAAUACGAUUAUUCUUCAAUUUUGGUCCGACACCGAAUCCCAUUAAGGGAACACGUGCCGUGAUUAAACUUAAUACCACUCGAAAAAGAAUUGAAGGAGAAAAUUUUUGGGGUGCCAAUAUUCUAGAUUCGUCGUCUGAUUUAAUUCUGGAGGUAUAUUCACCAACUUCAACACCUGUUGGUGUGUGGAAACUCGAAGUUGAGACCAGUUUAGUCAAUUCUACUCUACCACCCUCUGUCUAUAAGCACGAAAAUGACUUUUAUAUUCUGUUCAACCCAUGGAAUUGCCAUGAUCUCGUAUACAUGCCUGAUGAAAGACUUCUUGACGAAUACAUUCUUACCGAUGUUGGGAAAAUCUGGGUUGGUCCUUAUGGUUCGAGCAGAGGGCGUGAGUGGGUUUAUGGGCAGUUUGACGCUUGUGUUUUACCUGCUGCUAUGCUGAUGUUUGAAAAAUCCGACUUAGUACCAGCAAGCCGUGGAGAUCCUAUCAAAGUAUGUCGAACCAUAUCCAAACUGGUGAACAGUAACGACGAAGAUGGCGUUUUGGUGGGUCGUUGGGAUGGUCAGUACGAAGAUGGGACGGCCCCAUCAGCAUGGACUGGAUCCGUACAAAUCUUACAAGAGUAUUUGGACACCCAAUUCUCUGUGAGUUAUGGGCAAUGUUGGGUCUUUUCUGGAGUUGUCAGCACCAUUUGUCGUGCUUUGGGUAUCCCAUCGCGAGUUAUCUCCAAUUUGGUGUCAGCUCACGAUGCUAAUGCGUCUCUUACGGUUGACAAAUACUACAACGUGAACAAUGAGGAGAUGGACUUUGAUCCGAAUAACCCAAUGGGUGAAGAUUCCAUUUGGAAUUUCCAUGUUUGGAAUGACGUAUGGAUGGCACGACCCGAUUUGCCUCAAGGCUACGGUGGGUGGCAAGCCGUUGAUUCCACUCCUCAAGAAACUUCAGACGGGUACUACCAGUGUGGUCCUUCUUCUCUAGAAGCCAUCAAGAAAGGUCAAGUUGGAUUCAGCUAUGACGUUGCCUUCAUGGUUGCAUCAGUCAAUGCUGAUGUAAUGCGUUGGAAAGAAGAUAGUACCCGUGAGUUGGGUUUUGCUCGAAUUUAUACCAACAAAUACCACAUUGGACGUACUCUUUUGACCAAACAACCUUUCAUUUUUGAUCCUAACGGAGACCAAGAUCGAGAGGAUGUAACUUUGCAAUACAAAGCACCAGAAGGGUCAAAGGCUGAGCGUUUAUCUCUGUACAACGCCGUAAGAGGGACUGAGCUUGCCAAAAGCUUCUUUGCUCUACCAGAUCCUGGUUUGGAAGAUGUUGAAUUCGACUUGGAAGAACUAGAAAGAAUCAAAAUUGGAGAAGGUUUUUGCGUUGUGGUCCAUAUCAAAAACAGAAGUGACCAACCACGGACCAUAAAAGCACUGCUCUCCGCUGCAAGUGUCUUUUACAAUGGAGUGAAAGCACAUUUAGUCAAAAAAGAGGAUAUAGAGACGGUAGUGAAGCCUAAAUCCACGGAAACCAUGAGAAUGACGGUCAAAGCUGACGAAUAUCUCGACAAACUUGUCGAAUACUGCAACUUGAAGCUAUAUGCCAUUGCUUCGGUUACCGAAACUCGCCAGACCUGGACCGACGAAGAUGACUUCGAAGUUCUGAGACCAAAAAUUGACAUCCGGAUUCCACCUGAAAUUACCGUCGCCAGACCGACAACCAUAACUCUGAGAUUUGUGAAUCCUCUGAAGAAGAUUUUGACCAACUGUAAAUUUAGUCUGUCUGGUCCUACUUUGAUAAGGAACCAAGUUAUACGUUACGGUGACGUAAAACCAGGGGGUUUGGUCAAGAUGAAUACGGACAUAACACCUAGAUCUGUGGGUGAUCAAGUGUUGAUUGUAACAUUCUCGUCGAAGGAGUUGGUGGACAUAAGAGGUUCCGCUAAAGUUGCGGUUGUAGAGCCUGAAGAAUAAGAAGUUAACAGAUGUUUGAAUGCAUUUAAUCUCAUUAUACUACGCUUUCGUUAUACUUUUACACACAUCUUAUGCUUUGCAAUGUAUUUUUAUUUUUUUGUAAUGUGUUCAAUAAAGUAAUAAUAAACACAAA